Molecule: messenger RNA, 1714 nt
Organism: Nelumbo nucifera (sacred lotus)
Lineage: Eukaryota; Viridiplantae; Streptophyta; Magnoliopsida; Proteales; Nelumbonaceae
Product: F-box protein SKIP31-like
Cellular component (GO): cytoplasm
Molecular function (GO): protein binding
Source: RefSeq, a predicted model, not a curated record
CGAGAAUCGAGAUUCCUCACGCGAUCAUGGGCUUAUCUCAGAAGGUCUGAAGGUGGCGUUGCCUUGGUCUUGGACUGGACGGUCGUGCUCAUCUUGUCGCCGAUGGUGGCGUCUACGGCUGAACCGACUACACCAUUCGAUUCGCAAUUCCCGAAACUUUUGCUCUAGACUUCAUUAGCACUUGGUUUCUACUUUUUACUGUUGUUGUGGCUUUCGCCAUGACUGCAUCAGACGAUGAGAAUGAAUCCUUGGCUCACUUUCUCGAAUCGGAGGUCCUCUCCGAGGUCUCUGACGAGGAAGAAAAGAAAACAGAACCCCUAGCGAAGAGAUUGCGCCUUGACAAUGAGGGAACUUCUCAAACUGGGAGAGGGAGCAGCCAAAUCUCCAGACGGAUUGAGACGGGGAUUUUCAGCAAGAUCCCUCCAGAGCUUUUCCACAACAUCCUCAAGUUCCUUUCUUCAGAGGAUCUCGUAGCAUGUUCUCUGGUUUGUAGAUUUCUGAACCAUGCGGCAUCUGAUGAAAGUCUAUGGCGUCGCUUGUAUUGCAUGCGCUGGGGUCUGUCUCCUCCUACUAAAAAAUUACGUCAAUUUGCUUGGAAAAAGCUCUAUAUUCAGCGUGAUGAGGAGGACAUGGUCGAAUUUGUUAGGAAUACUCCAUCUGAGUUCAAAGAAUAUUAUAUCCAAAUGCAGGCAGCCAAGAGAAGCCAAGCUCCUCUUCCCUCACAAGUGAAUGAUGAUCGCAUAAUUAUGGACAAAACAGUGGCUGAUCAAGUAUCUAUGUGGAGAAGCAGUAAAGGCAUGACAGAUGAAGUGGUUGUUGACCAUGCUUGUUCUGGGGAAACAUGUUCUUACUAUCAAAUUGGAGAUGUUUUCAUUUGUGAGAAAACUGGUCGUGUUCAUGUGUGUGAUGAUACAUGCAGAGAAGUUGUUUUGGAUGCCUCCAGUGGGCUUCUGGUUUGUACAAUAUCUGGGCACUGUUUUGAUAGAAUGCUCUCUCCUUCAGAAAUGGAACCAGAUGCUGAACAACAGCAAGGUGGUGUAACAGAUGAAGCAGAACCAUUUAUGGGAUCUGGCCGAUUUGCACGUGCAUAUCUCUUGGGGUAUAACUGUGCUGAUGAGAAGGAACUGGAAGCGGCAUUGAGGUUUUGCUGAUCUGGUAUUUGUGCUUUUCUUCCAUGUUCAGCGAAUUUUGAUGAAAAUGAUAGCAUCUUCAAGCCACACAGUUUUCUAAGAAUGAAAGAUAGUUGAUUUCAGUUCGAUAUAGGAUACUUACUGUAUGAUUAGAUUGUAAGUAUUACUUAAUGUAAAAGAAAGCUGGCUUCUUCAAGCCUAAAAGAUGUGUAGCAGGUUGUAUUUGUAGAAGUGUUUGUGAUUAAAGCAAGGUUUAGAGGAGCAAGGUCUAGCUGAACGCCUUAACUGUUCAGCAGGCUGUGGAACCAAUGAUAAGGUUCCAUGCUAGUAUUUAAAUACAUGGGGCCUAUAUAUUUUACAGUGGGGCCCAUGAGUUUAUUACUGGCGUGGAACUUUGUCAUUGGGUCCACAGCCCACUGAACAGCUAAAGCGUUCAACUAAUCCGUAUUCGGUUUAAUGUAUUGAUACGUAUCAGCCGAUGUGCUUUUUGGGCUUAUUUACAUGGCACAGGUGUAAUGGUAUUGGUCAAAACUCAUGUCUUUCCACCCUUGUGUAUUCAAGACAUUUCUUUCUCCUACCUUAUU